ACGGACCCUCGCGUUAAUUCACGCGGGCCACGUCAGCCGUCUGAUAACUAUAAAUGACGAGUUACGUUGACAAAUUACGACAAAUCGGGGUAAUUUAACAUUGCUCGUUCGGGAAUAUUAGGAGGGAGCACGCGGGGAGAGAGCGAUCGUACUCACAAUGGAGUCCGCGUGCCAGGAUAAGAAGUUUCAAUCCAGUUGGAAAUUGCCUCCUUCCUCGGUCGAUCCGAAUAGAAGGGACAGCAGCCCCGUGAAUCCAUAUCAUCGAUCCAUCUGCGCGAGGAUGACGCGUCCAAAGUGGACACUUCCAGACAUGGAUGAUCAGAGUGAAACUGGAAUUAGCGGCUUACCGGAAUUCGAGUGCGAUGCAGAUUCCUGUAUGGACGCGUGUUCCUGCUGUACUCUUUCGGGGAAGACAAUCGCAAGCUAUCGCGGCUGCUGUAAAAUGAAACAGUCGACGAGGGAGGCUUAUUGGAAAAUCAAGGCGAAAGUGGAAAACGCUGUCAAAAAGCACAAAAUAUUCCUCCUGCGAGGCGAGCUGCCAAAGCUGAAGGAAGCGUUGGAGGCACGAGGGUGGGUGCAGAAGUACGAGUCGACUAGAACGAGAACGCUGCCAUACGGCACCGCGGCUAACUUAGAAGCUCACUCCCUGGGCGAUAUCACGCAAUCGGAUGGAACGUUGAACGAGAGGGCUGUGAUUUUUGCCCUCCUGCGCUUCAAGCAGCCCGACUUUAUAUGGGAUUGCAGGAACGACUUUGUCGAAUGGCAUCGCGGGCUCGGCUGCAACGUUUUGCUCAACCGAUACCAGAGGUCUUUCGUUUAUACUUCAAAGCUCGGAAUGGCGCGCUUACUGGAAAACGCAUACUGGUUAUACGAGGAGAACGUGUCCGGUGCCCUGUUCCCGCGCGCCUACAACCCCAGCACGGAUCAGCAAGCCUUCGUGGAGGACUUUCGACGAACCGCGGCGGUAGGUCUACUCAGAUGGUUUGUUCGCGGUGUGACCACGGAGGAGAUUCUUGUGGCCGACCCGGGAGAACGACAUACGAUCCCGACCGCCAGGCUGGAGUUUGCGAUAGAACGUUGCGAGGAAUUCGUCGCUGUCGCGACGCACGAGGACAUCGACGUUCAGAAGGGCGAGCAGCCGUCCGAGGAGGAAUGGAAUUGUUUUCUGGACGAUUACACGGCGGCGCUUCACCAUGAGGCCGGUAUCGAUAGCUCGUCGAUAGUAAGCCGCGAGCCUCUUCAGAGAUGUUUUCUGGCCGCUGUCGCGAUUUUGGAGAAAUUAAAGACCGUCGAUCCGCAGUAUGAGAUGAGCGACAUAAGAGAUAUUUGGAUCUUGAAGCCUAGUCAUUUGUGCUGCGGUAAUGGCAUCGUUAUAUCCCAUAAUCUCAAGGAUAUCUUGCGCAGAGUCGAGCUCAAGCCCAAAAAUUAUUAUAUCGUACAGAAAUACAUUGGUACGUUUUUUUGCAAUCACGUAUCGCGAAAGAAUCGCAUUCAAUUUGUUAAGCGCGUUAUUAAUAUUUCAGAACGUCCUCUGUUAAUUAAAAAGACCAAGUUCGACAUACGACUGUGGUACCUGAUAACGAGUACCUUCCCUCUGACAAUAUGGCUAUUCAAAGAAGCGUUUCUUCGAUUCAGCUCGAAGCCGUACACUCACUCGACCUAUCACGAGGCGAUCCACAUUUGCAAUACUGCCGUCCAGGAGAAGUACGAUGACGAGAAGAGACGCAGACAGGAACGCAGGCAGGGAGACUCCGAGGAACCCGCCAGCAGCAGCAGUUCGGUGCGCGAUCAAGGAUGGGACUGCGAGAAGCUGAACGAAUAUUUGAAAUCAAUAGGCCAUAAAGGCGAACCGUAUUACGAUUUGAUUUACCCGAAAAUGACGGAGGCCAUCGUUCUGAUGAUGUUGGCAGCGCAGAAUCAUAUGGAAAGGCGUCGUUGCAGCUUCGAAUUGUAUGGUGCGGAUUUCAUGCUGGCCGAAGAUAUGUCGGUCUGGUUGAUCGAGAUCAAUACCAAUCCCCGUAUGCAUCCGCCCAGCUCUAGACUGACAAGACGCCUUUACUCUAACGUGCUGGAGAGCCUGGUGAAAGUGAUAAUGGAUGUGCCGGUGAACGCUUGCGCCGACACGGGCGGCUUCAGUCUGGUCUACAAGCAGAACAUACCCGACUUCCAGCCUUACCUCGGUUCCUACCUUUUCGUGGCUGGCAAGUCGAUGACACUGCACGAGCGACCGCCGGAAUCGACGCCGAGGAAAGAAAGGAGGGCAAACAUUUGCGGUCUCCGGAGCAAGCAGCAACGUGCAAGGACCGCCCCGCCCAUGAUCUUACACUCGAGAGAACCGAACGUGGCGGAUCUUAUUGACCAUUUGAACGCCGCUCAAUGCACCCCGGCCAAUUGACGCGAAACCCUUUUAGGCGGCGCCGGAGUUUAUAGGAUAAACGUGAAAGCGAUCGACGAGUGUCACGAUUUCUUCGAUCUUUCAAGGUGCGUGUUCAGUGUUGCAACAGUUUUAGAAUAUUAUUUAAUAUAGAACAUGCAUAAAAUAUUUAUCGUGCGUACUUUAAACUUUUAAGUAUACGCUAAAAUUUUAAUAUGUUGGUACCAAUGAAAAGAAGAUAUUUAAGAUGAACGUGAAGGAGCUGCGGGAGACUUUUGUCUUCUGAUUAAUCGAGGGCACCGCCGCGCGAUUUCGAACGCGAAAUUUACGCGCCCGUAUUUUUUCACAGUAAAUUUAGCACCGCGUCGUAAUUAACGAACGUGAGAUAGCGUGGUGUAAUUAAUGUUGUCAUUAGCGAGGCGAUGUCCGCGCGCGCCGACAUCGCUUCUUUCCGCAUUCCUGAGGAAAAUCGCGCGUGGCUUGAAGAUGCGCUAUUGAAUAUAGCGGCCGUAAACUUUCUCGAAAUAUAACGAGGUAAACUUCCUCGGUCGCGUGAUUGACGGAAUACUUUUGCGAGAAAUUUGCGACGCGAUGCAUAAUCUUGCCAGGGACGGCCUUACGUCUAUGCUUUCAGGUAGAACAUUAAGGACGUCUACUUACCGAGCAUAUAUCUGCCUACAUAGGAGAAAGUUACCAAAAUUGCACCACUUUUCACAUAAAGACAUAAUUCAGAAAUUAUAAAAAAUAUUUUUGAAUUCUUUUUACAGCUUUCAAACUCUUUUUACACAAUGAAGCAUUUAUCCUUUCUAUGUUAUUUUUUCAUAAUUUUGUGCAUUCUUAUGAUUUUUUUUUAAUAAGAAAUUUUAAAAAGCUUGCGAGUGGUGCAAUUUUGAGAACAAGUCUUUUAAAUUGCAACAGAGGUUGCCAAAAUUGCAAAGUGGUUCUCUACUGCUUACGGAGGCUACAUUAGCUCGUUUCGUUUCACAUAAAACUUUAUUUUGAUAAUAUCGUAAAAAAUGUUUUUUUUUUUUUUUUACAAAAAUACUGUAUUUCUUUCUAUUCACUAUUAAAAAUACGUAGCAAUAUUUAAUGUAAUGUAAAUUUCAAGCAAAUUUGAAGGUACAUUAAAAAAAUUUAAUGUUGUUAAAAGUGCACCAAAUUUC
Messenger RNA from Solenopsis invicta (red fire ant), 3537 nucleotides. Its product is annotated as tubulin glycylase 3A. Bases 158 to 2395 code for a protein of 745 amino acids. Gene Ontology annotation, molecular function: ATP binding; metal ion binding; protein-glycine ligase activity, initiating. The transcript has 8 exons. Gene Ontology annotation, biological process: cilium movement; cilium assembly; protein polyglycylation. The record is from RefSeq and is a predicted model, not a curated record. Gene Ontology annotation, cellular component: cilium. Lineage: Eukaryota; Metazoa; Arthropoda; Insecta; Hymenoptera; Formicidae.